AUGUUCCCCCAACGUUCCGGAGUCCCAACGUUCCACCAACGUUCCGGAGACACAAUGUUCCACCAACGUUCCACCAACGUUCCACCCACAUUCCCCCAAUGUUCCAACAACGUUCCCCAACGUUCCACCAACGUUCCCCCAACAUUCCGGAGUCACAACAUUCCACCAACGUCCCUCCAACAUUCCAACAAAGUGCCCUCAACAUUCCGGGGUCACAACAUUCCCCCCCAAUGUCCCCCAAUGUUCCGGAGUCACAACGUUCCUCCAACGUUCAACCAACAUUCCCCCAAAGUUCCGGAGUCACAACGUUUCCCCAAUGUUCCCCAACAUUCCGGAGUCACACUGUUCCAACAACGUUCCCCCAACGUUCCGGAGUCACAACGUUAUACCAACGUUCCACCAACGUUCCACCAACAUUCCCCCAAUGUUCCCCAACGUUCCGGAGUCCCAACGUUCCACCAACAUUCCACCAACGUUCCCCCAACAUUCCGCAGUCACAAUGUUCCACCAACGUUCCACCAAUGUUCCACCAACGUUCCCCCAACGUUCCGGUGUCACAAUGUUACACCAACAUUCCACCAGCGUUCCCCAACGUUCCGGAGUCACAACGUUCCACGAACGUUCCACCAACGUUCCACCAACGUUCCCCCAACAUUUCCCCAACGUUCCACCAACGUUCCACCAACGUUCCAAACAACGGUCCCCCCACGUUCCCCCAACAUUCCGGAGUCACAAAGUUCCACCAACGAUCCCCCAACAUUGCCCCAAUGUUCUGCCAACGUUCCCCAACGUUCCGGAGUCCCAACGUUCCACCAACUGACAGUGUUCCACCAACGUUCCACCAACAUUCCCCCAAAGUUCCGGAGUCACAACGUUUCCUCAACGUUCCCCAACAUUCCGGAGUCACACUGUUCCAACAACGUUCCCCCAACGUUCCGGAGUCACAACGUUCCACCAACGUUCCACCAACGUUCCACUAACAUUCCCCCAACGUUCCACCAAUGUUCCACCAACAUUCCACCAAUGUUCCCCCAACAUUCCGCAGUCACAAUGUUCCACCAACGAUCCACCAACGUUCCCCCAACGUUCCCCGAACGUUCCGGAGUCACAAUUUUACACCAACAUUCCACCAACAUUCCACCAACGUUCCCCAACGUUCCGGAGUCACAACAUUCCACCAACGUUCCACCCACGUUCCACCAACGUUCCCCCAACAUUCCCCCAAUGUUCCGCCAACGUUCCCCAACGUUCCGCAGUCACAACGUUCCACCAACUCCCAAAGUUCCAUCAACGUUCCACCAACGUUCCCCCAAAUAUACCCCCAAUGUUCCCUCAACGUUCCCUAACGUUCCGGAGUCUCAACGUUCCACCAACGUUCCACCAACGUUCCACCAACGUUCCCCAAAGUUCCGGGGUCACAACAUUCCACCAACUUCCCCCAACGUUCCCCAACGUUCCGGAGUCCCAACGUUCCACCAACGCUCCACCAACGUUCCCCCAACAUUCCGCAGUCACAAUGUUCCACCAACGUUCCACCAACGUUCGACCAACAUUGCCCCAAUGUUCCGCCAACGUUCCCCAACGUUCCGGAGUCCCAACGUUCCACCAAGGUUCCACCAACGUCCCCCCAACGUUCCAACAAAGUGCCCUCAACAUUCCGGGGUCAAAACACUCCCCUCAACGUUCCCCAAUAUUCCGGAGUCACAACUUUCCACCAACGUUCCCCAACAUUCCGGAGUCACAGUGUUUCACCAACGUUCCACCAACGCUCCCCUAACGUUCCACCAACGUUCCACCAGUGUUCUACCAACAUUCCCCCAACAUUCUGGAGUCACAACAUUCCACCAACGUCUCUCCAACGUUCCACCAACGUUCCAACAAACUUCCCCCAACAUUCCGAGAAUGUUCCCCCAACGUUCCCCAACGUUCCGGAGUCCCAACGUUUCACCGACGUUCACCCAACGUUCCACCAACAUUCGGGAGUCACAACAUUCCACCAACAUUCCACCAAAAUUCUGGAGUCACAAUGUUCCACCAACGUUCCACCAACGUUCCCCCAACAUUCCCUAA
Molecule: messenger RNA, 2070 nt
Organism: Oreochromis aureus
Lineage: Eukaryota; Metazoa; Chordata; Actinopteri; Cichliformes; Cichlidae
Product: adhesive plaque matrix protein-like
Exons: 4
Coding region: 1-2070 (689 amino acids)
Source: RefSeq, a predicted model, not a curated record